CGCGGGGUCAAGACGGCGGAAGCGGAAGCGCCGCCGGGCGGGUCGGGUGUCGACGCCAUCGUCAUCGUCAUCGUCAUCGUCAUCAUCAUCAUGGUGGGCAGAGGGGCCUCCCGCGUACCGGAGCGGUGGACCAAGUACGUCCCGCUGGGCAGGAGGAUGCCGGGCACCCGCUUCAUCGCCUUCAAGGUCCCCCUGAAGAAGAGCUUUGAUCACAACCUUCAUCCGGAGGACAGAUUUUCACCUCGAGACCUCAUUAAGAAAAUUAAAGAGCAGAAGGAAGAACUGGGCCUGAUCAUUGACCUGACAUACACAACUCGUUACUACGGGCCAGAGGAGCUCCCAGCCACUCUCCGCUACUCAAAGAUCUUGACAAUGGGACAUGAAAUACCAAACAAGGACACCAUUUUUCAAUUCAAAUGCAUUGUAAAAAAGUUUUUGAGAGACAACAAAGACAAUGAUAAACUCAUUGGAGUUCAUUGCACACAUGGUUUAAACAGAACCGGCUACCUGGUUUGUAGGUACCUGAUUGACGUUGAAGGCAUGGAGCCAAAUACUGCAAUAGAGUUGUUCAACAGAGCUCGAGGGCAUCCUAUUGAGAGACCCAACUACAUCAAAGAUCUUCGCAAGAGAGCUGUAAAAAAGAACUGUGGACUAAAGAAUUUGGACUCAGACCCCUUCAAAGAAAAGGCCGGCGCUACACCAGACACUAAAAAGCAGAUGGCCAAACUUCAUCCAUCGAACCAAUCCACCUUAGCAGUGCCCAGUGCCAAGAAGAACCGCAGGCGAGGCGCCAAGGUGCAGGCACAACACCAGGAGCUGGUGCAGGAGCACGAGGCGAUGGAGCAAAGGCGGCCGUGCAGUUUGGUGGCGAGGAACUGUCGGGUUUCAUUACCCGCUAACGAGCGGCGCAAUGGACUGUGUUUCCCCCCUCAGAGCUCCCACAUCUUCCUGCCUCAGGAGAAAACGCAAGCGGCCAGGAAACGCAGGCGCCGGCGUAGGAAGCCUGUUGUGAUGGCAUAGGGAACGUUGUACGCAGUGAAAGCCCGUCUUCACCCUGGAGGAGCUCCGAGAUUGGGUCUCUCAUCGCUUGAACAAGCAGCUUUGCUGUAACCUCCACCAGCAGUCGGGAACUGCACGUGCAGGUGUUCUUAAUCUUAACACAGCUCUUUUUAAAAAAAAAAAAAAAAUUUUUUUCUUU
This is a messenger RNA of Grus americana (Whooping crane), 1198 nucleotides long. RefSeq names its product dual specificity phosphatase 11 (gene DUSP11). Gene Ontology annotation, molecular function: protein tyrosine/serine/threonine phosphatase activity; polynucleotide 5'-phosphatase activity. The coding region runs from base 91 to 1020 and encodes 309 amino acids. Lineage: Eukaryota; Metazoa; Chordata; Aves; Gruiformes; Gruidae. The record is from RefSeq and is a predicted model, not a curated record. Gene Ontology annotation, biological process: protein dephosphorylation. The transcript is spliced from 9 exons.